AUGAGCUGCCUGGAAAACCAACUCCAACCCCAGUGCAUAGUGUCAGCUUACAUAGAGGCUGACCUUACAGUGAAACACACAGACAAGCAGGAAGGGCAGUGCGUGGAGCUGAAGGAGCCAAUGAAGGACCAGAAGCAGCAGACCUACUGGCAGGAGACGGGCCGAUGGGUGGGGUGCGAGGAGAGCUUCGACCCUCAGGCCGGGGUGUGGGCGACCUCCAGCAUCUCCUACCUCACCUUCAAGAGCCUCAUCCAGCUCAGACGCACCAUGAACACAGGUGUGACCAUUUUCGACUGUGAAGAGCAGACAUUUGCCAGCAUCGCGGAGAAGAUGGUCAACGAGAUGGUUAACAAGAAGGAGAUCAAACCUGAAUCCAAGGAGGGAGUGCUGAAGUCUCUGCUUCAAAACCACAGGUAUUCUUUCAAUUACCUAACUGUGACUCAAACACAGAUGACCCACAUGUAUGAUGCUGUUCUCAAAGCUGCAUAUGAGGUCCAGCAUCUUGCUCAGGGAAAGUUAACACAACACGGAGCUCCUGUGGAGAUCAAACCUGUAAUUAUGUCUCUGACCACCAAACCACAGUGCCUGUCUGCUUAA
This is a messenger RNA of Notothenia coriiceps (black rockcod), 597 nucleotides long. RefSeq names its product band 3 anion exchange protein-like. Lineage: Eukaryota; Metazoa; Chordata; Actinopteri; Perciformes; Nototheniidae. The coding region runs from base 1 to 597 and encodes 198 amino acids. Gene Ontology annotation, cellular component: plasma membrane; basolateral plasma membrane. The record is from RefSeq and is a predicted model, not a curated record. The transcript has 5 exons. Gene Ontology annotation, biological process: monoatomic anion transport; transmembrane transport; regulation of intracellular pH. Gene Ontology annotation, molecular function: monoatomic anion transmembrane transporter activity; solute:inorganic anion antiporter activity; bicarbonate transmembrane transporter activity.